Molecule: messenger RNA, 1459 nt
Organism: Paramuricea clavata
Lineage: Eukaryota; Metazoa; Cnidaria; Anthozoa; Malacalcyonacea; Plexauridae
Source: the annotation of a GenBank genome assembly
AUGCUACCUGUCCUUAAUGUACCCAGUCUAUCAACGGAUGCCCCAGUCAUCGUGUGGUUAAACAGUCGUCUAGUAAAGAUCAUUCCCGUAUAUAUGAAUCAAAACAAGGAAGAAUAUUAUGAUUUCUGUGAUAUAUGUGGUGCUCAACUGUACGGAAUUGAAAAAUGCAAUGAUGCUAUACAUCGUCGUGAAGAAAUAAAAAACUCUAAACUCUUUUCUGCUGAAGAAAAAAAUUGUCUCAGCUUGUAAUAUUUAAAUAAUACAUUUUUUUUAAAACCAACUUCCGUCUAUUUAUCUAUAUAAACACUCGCACACACACAAUUCCUAAUUCGAAACAGCAAGGACUUUGUCCACCACUAGAAAGCUUCAAGACGUUUUGGAAUUAUAUCAGCUUACACAAUUAAUUAAUAACCCUACGCGGUAUUACCCAGUCUAGCCAAUCAUUAUUGGAUGUAGUAAUUGCGUCAAUGCCUGAAAAAAAAUUUUUUCAGGUGUAGUCCAUCUCGGAAUUAGUGAUCACAGCCUCAUUUACAGUAUUCGGAAAAUAAGUACAAGAAUAAAAACUGAUUUACAAGGUUCUGUCGAGUAUAGAAAUUUUAAGAAUUUCAAUAUUCCUUGGGUAAGCCGGGAAGUAAAGGAAAAAUUAUUUAAAAGAGAUGCUCUUAAGCGUAAAGCAAUAAAGACAAAUAAAGAAGAAGACUGGAGACUAUAUAAGUCAUCUAGAAAUGAUGCCAACACUGCUUUGUGCAGUGCUAAAAGAGAUUAUUAUGCAAACAAAUUCACAAAUAAUAAACAGAAUCCUAAAUAUGCUUGGAGAACAAUAAACGAUAUAGUAGGUCGAAUUAAUGAAAUUAAACUUCCAGGUAAAACUGUUACAUCGACCGACGAAUUAGUCGACAUUUUUAAUGAUCAUUUUAGUAAUAUUGGCCCAAAGCUUGCUGAGUCUAUUCCAAAUGACAAUGACGUUAGUUUUCGAGAUUUUAUUACUCAACAAAAAUCUAAGACAAAGAACAGUUUCUCAUUUCGACCAGUGAGUGUAACAUUGGUUUACACUCUUCUAGUUAAUUUGUCUACCACCAAAGCAACUGGAAUGGAUAAAAUUUCAGCUAAAAUUCUACAAGUAGCAGCUCCAGUUAUUGCACCUUCUCUUACUGAGAUUUUUAAUAUGUCAAUUGACUCGGAUCAAUUUCCUUCUGAUUGGAAAGCUGCAAGGGUUAUUCCAUUGUUUAAGAAAGGUCAGCGGUCCAUGUUGGACAACUAUAGACCGAUAUCAAUCCUUCCUGUAGUAAGUAAACUUGUGGAAAGAAUUAUGUAUGAUCAAAUGUAUGAGUAUCUUAACCAGAAUAAUCUUUUCUCAAAACACCAUUUGGUUUCAGACCUUAUCAUUCCACAACUACUACAUUAUUGGAUUGUACGAACGAAUGGUAUACCAACAUGGACCGUGGGCUGUAUAACUUAG